Messenger RNA from Protopolystoma xenopodis, 249 nucleotides. The record is from the annotation of a GenBank genome assembly. NCBI's taxonomy places the organism in Eukaryota, Metazoa, Platyhelminthes, Monogenea, Polystomatidea, Polystomatidae.
CCACAAAAUCCCAAAUGCCAGAUUGGCCUGAGGGGUCUGGGACCGCGGUCGUGCACUCAACUGAAGGACAGGGCGGAGCAGGUCGUCAAUUCUGGGCCUAUCCCCUCGAUUGUUCGCCUCGUUGAUUCUAUUCCGCUUGGCCGAUGCCUCGGUUCGGCUCGGAUUAAGGCCUUCUGGCGAAGUUUGCGUCUAUCGCCUCCCGUGACCACGGCAACCGUUGGUGUGAUAAAGCGAAGACCGGAGCCAUAA